Ostertagia ostertagi is the source of this 1290-nucleotide messenger RNA. Lineage: Eukaryota; Metazoa; Nematoda; Chromadorea; Rhabditida; Trichostrongylidae. The record is from the annotation of a GenBank genome assembly.
AUGGUGGGCCCAAUGACCCUGCGCUCCCAAAAAGGGCUAGUCACCCGGUACUGCAAUGCGCUAAUUCGUCUGACAGAGGAAGGGAAAGAGACUACGGCCCAGCCUGGACCCACUCCGAACAACGCCACAACAUACGAAGAAAAACACGCCCUUCUUCUUGAAAUAGAGGCUACAGCUCAAUUACUUCUCGACACGCUGUCCACCUUUAACGCGACUGCAGACACAUUAGUCGAAUCUCUCAGUCAGGAAGAAGUGAAAGAAGUAGAGUCAUACAUGGACAAGGCACAUGAGGCUCUUGAGAGGGCGCACAGUGUAGCCUUCAAGAUGGAAGCCACAUUGCGAAGCCGGACACAGAAUUUCACUGGCCCAUUGGAGAAUCAGACGCGGCAAAACGGAGCAUGUGUGCAGGUCGCGCAACCACAUGACUCAGCAUGGAAAAUGCAGGACCUAAUCAAUGCUCUUGAUGACUACAUCACAACAGAAGAACGCAUUAACGAUGUCGUUGAGAGGUCCGUCCAAAAGGAAACCCAAGUCGGCUCCAUGAACUCGCGCAAAUCCAAAACACAAUCAUCAUGUAUGUUCUGUAAAGCGGACACCCACAAAUCGGCGGCAUGCCCACGAUAUCCCACAUUAUCCGAAAGACGAGCUAUCAUGCAGGAACAGAAAUUAUGCCUUAACUGUGGAAAACAAGGACAUUUUGUCUCACAGUGUUUUAGUAAAGGGUGCUCACACUGCGAUGGUAAAAAACACCACCAUACUUUAUGCCCAUUACGCAAUUCAUCCGCAUCAACCCCAGAAUCAAUGGAUCAACACCCCAGCCAGCGCUAUUCGCCUAAAUCACAGAAACCGAAACAUGCUCCACCCAGGACAACAGUACAGGUGAACAGAGAUACCGCACCAACGAAUGGACCUCCACAACAAAACAAACCAAAAAGGACACAAGUACAUCCGGUACAAAGUUCAACCGUUGAUGACACUCAGCAAUGUUUUCAAACAGUACAAGAAGCUAACCAGGACAGCUUAGUACUACAUCACUCUGAAGCAAAUAGUGUAGACCAGGGACAGGUUGCACUACUCACGGGGUGCGCUCAAGUGUGGAGCACACUCGAUACGGACUGGAAGGAGGUCGAAAUUCUAUUUGACACUGGUGCGGACAGAUCAUUCAUUAGUGAGGCACUGGCGCAAGACUUAGGACUGGACAGAUCCAACUGUCGAACACUUACUAUGCACACUUUCGGCAAUAGAGAGCCCAAAUGUGCUCAAAGCAGCUUGAUUACGCUCAGUACAUAA